UAUAUCAUGAUCGAAAAAGGUAAACUUUUCAUCAAUAUCAUUAACAAUGGCUUUUUUUAUCGUCAUUAUGACAAAAUCAUGAUUCUUCUUUUUUUAAUUGAGUUGAAGAGAGAUUCGAUCAUGUUUUUUAUGAAAGAGAUGUUUAGUCAAGGGCACAAGCAAUAAUCAUAAUUAAAUUCAUGAUGAUCAUAAUCGAUUAUCUUGUAUAAUUGUUUAAAUUGUCUCUUUAUAUUUAUUCAUGAAUAUUACAUGUAAUAAUGGUGUUUCUUAUCGUGAUAUAAUGGAAUAUAUUUAGCUUUUUCAUGGUGGAUGCAUAUAAUUCGAUUCCUUGAUUCAUUUACAGGCUGGCGGGAUAUUAGUUUGGAAUGAAUGACAAUAACAUGACAUCUAGUUUUAGUUAGAUAAAAUAGAAUCAUUAUAUAUUUUCAAAAAAAGUGUCUCAAAUGUUAUUAUGAGUAUAUAUAGUGUUAGGAUGAUAUAAGUAUAAUCACUAUAUUUAAAAUUUAAAGUCAUACUUUCUGCAAAUUAAAUAACCUUUAUUGUCAUAAAUACACAAUUUCUUUGGAAGAAUUUCCUACAACAUGUGUGCAUAGAUUAUUAGAAUAGAAACUGCUCAAUAUAUCACUAAAAUAUACUCGAAGUUCAAAGGUGGGAUUAAUUAUGAUUUACUCCGUAUUUCGUAAAUAGGACUUAUUUAAUCCUAUUAAAUGAAUAUAUUGAUUAAACCUUUAUUGUCUUCAUAGUUCUAUUCAUGAACUUUAUAGUUAUUUUAGUCAUAUUUAGGGAAUUUUCUCUCAACAGAAUAACAAGUCAAAUGAGCUGUCAACUACGUCUGAAUAUUGGCGGGUACCGUUUUUAAUUGGAAGUCCGUUUAUCAUAUACGUAUAUCUAUUUUUGCUCUAUCAAAUCAAAACAUAUAUAAAAAAAUCUAAUGAAUAAAGGGAAUUUUGAUAAUUAAAUGAGCCAGUUUAAUUUAAUUACUAUGGAGUAUGUAACUUAAUUACGUAGUACAAGCUAAAUGAGGUACUUGAAUGUUUUUAGCAUGUAAUAACUUUUAUAAGCCACAAACAAAUGACAUGCUUUUCCCAUUGUGCGGUUUUCUUGUGCGGGCACUAGUCAGAAUAAUGUUACUUGGUCUAUAUAUCUCAUUUGUCUGCCAUGCAUAUAUACGUUCAAUUUUCUCACUUACUCUUCCCUUUUCCUUCAACUUUUAUUCCUUUUCCAUCAUUUUGACCACUUCUCUCUUUUGUGGUUCGUCCGAACCGCGAGCCUCGUUUUUUAUACGGUCAAACUAUUUUAUCAUCACAAAACCUCUCAGUUGUGGAUAUAUUUUCCUGUACGUAAGACCUUUUUAUACACAAUUAUUGAGGCCACACACACAUAUAGUUAUAGAGAUUUGUUCGUGACAAGAGCUCCUCAUCAAAACUUUUGUACAGAAUUCAUCGUUUGAGGUAGUUCCCGGUGGAAUUUCUUGAUGAUGUUUUGUGAGAAUGUUCUUCAUGAAGUUUGAAUUAUGUAUACAAAAUUUCAGUUUACGAUUCCAUCGAGACAUCAGUUAGAUAAAUUAUUGAAAAUCACCGCUCAUUUAUAUAUAAAAAGCGAUGUUCUUUUUAAUAAUUUAUUUGAUCCACUUCUCGAUUGAAUUUUAAGCUGAAAUUUUAUGGACAUAAUUUGCACUUCAUGAAGAACAUUCUCAAAAAAACAUCAUAAAUUUCCACAAGAAACUACCUCAAACGGUGAAUUCCUGAAAGAGUACUACACAUGUUAAUAAUUCCAAAGUAGGAGUAUUAUAUCCUUAAAUAUAUUGCAUGGGGAGAUUCGGAGGAAGACAUAAUAAUACUCCUCAAAAUCGCUCUUUUAGACAUCAUCAUCUUCGCAUUAUUUAUUUACAACAAUUUACAUAUUAUCCUUAUUGUUUAGUUGAUUGAUUGAUUUAUGUAUUUAUAUAUUUUUUGUGUUAAUAUAAUGUAGGAUGAAAUUGCAAGCUCUAUGAGUGCACAAAUCUUGGAGUUCAGCGAGUCUGAAUUGUUUCCAGAAACCUUACAGGUUUCCGAAGUGGGGUCCAGCUCCAACUGCGGUUACGAGGAGCACUCGUCGUACUCCACGAAUCUCCCGCCCACCCCCGACAUGCAUACGUUCAGCGGCGGCGGGUGCGGCGGCGAGACGAAGGACAUCAUCGCCACCGUAACCGAAACGCCGAACUCCGCCGCCGUGGAUAACAACCACCUCUCCAUCGUGUUCGACACGCGCGACGACAUCGGCAACGAUAUAUCGGCGUCCAUCGACUUCGGCGGCGCAGAGAACUUCUCCCUCCCGCCGCAGUUCCUCAACCACCCUGCCAACAACCUCGACCAGUUCGACAUGUCUUCAUUCGACAACAACCAGGUCGCCGUAGGGCAACAGUACCCGCCGGAAAAUCAGAUGAUGCAGCUCAUGGCGCCGCCGCAGAUGGUGUACGACGAGGAAUGCCUUCCUUCCGUUCCUCCGUACUUGCAUCUGGCGUCUUCUUCGCCUUCUUGUUCGUUUCUUGAUCCGAAUUUGUGCGGAUACCUCCCGGGGAAUCUCAACCCCGGCGCCUUGUCCGCUGAUAAUUCCGGCGUCUUCUCCGGCGGCGGCUUUUUUCUUGGAGGGGAGUUGACUUCGUCUCAAGACCUGGAUUUUCAGGGAGAUAAUAAUCGACUGUUCUGCCCUGAUAACAUUCCACGUGUUUAUAACUGCCACAGUGACCAGUUUCAGACGCUAAACAGUGAGAAUCAGCAUUUGGUUAGUGGAGGUGGUGGGAGCUCAACAGGUUUGACAUCUGACAUCACAUGCUUGGAGGAUACAACCUUCAAGGUAGGCAAGCUUUCUGUUGAAGAAAGGAAGGAGAAGAUCCACAGAUACUUAAAGAAGAAGAAUGAGAGAAAUUUUAGUAAGAAAAUCAAGUAUGCAUGCAGAAAAACACUAGCCGACAGCAGACCAAGGGUGAGGGGAAGAUUUGCCAAGAAUGACGAUUUUGGUGAUAUGGCAACGAGAUCUCUAUCGUCCAUGGGCAGCCAAGAAGAUGAUCCAAUGGUUGACAUGACAUCAGUAACCACAAGACAUAAUUUCCUCUACGACCCUAAUUACCCCACGGCGUUCUCUCAGGGCACCGGCGCCGGCGGCCGGAGUUUCAACUCCAAUUGCCUGCCGCCGUCGGGAGCCGGCCCCUACGACAUGUGCAACACUUUGUUCUUCGCCGAUGCUAACAUGCAACGAUGAUUUAAUUAACUUUUGAUCAUUAUUAGCUGGCCGUAAUAUGGUGAUUAGAUCUUCAAUUAUGGAGGGCGGGGUGAUUGCAGCUCAACACGUGUCCUCGUAUGUACAUACCAUGUCAGCAGAUUUUUCGGAGUGAUUAAUGUAGCAACACUUAUACUAUGAUUAUGGAUACGAGAUGAAUAUAACUUCCUUGGAUUUCGUAUCAUUUAGACCAUGGUUUAGCACUAAUGUUAUAAUGUAUGCAAUUUGAUUAUACAUUCACGUGUAUAAUAAAUUAAUAAUGACUCAAAUAAUUUUUCAUACUACG
This is a messenger RNA of Cuscuta europaea, 3544 nucleotides long. Lineage: Eukaryota; Viridiplantae; Streptophyta; Magnoliopsida; Solanales; Convolvulaceae. The record is from the annotation of a GenBank genome assembly.